AUGACGGGGCCAGCUCCCCCCUACUCUGCUGUGCCCCCCCGCGCCAGCCUUCGGAGCCGCCAGGCCAUGAGGAAGAAGGCGGAGCGCGCGGCCAAGGAGAAGGCGGCCGCCGCGGCCCUCGAGGAGGAGGCGAGGAGCGCGGCGAGGAAGGCCGAGCAGGGCGAAGGUGAUGCCCCCUUGGCCCUGGCAAGGGAGGAGUACCAGUGCACAGGCCUCCUGGAGCAGGACUUCCACGAGCUCUGCGCCCGCGCCGGCUUCUCCCGCAUCCCCAAAGUCACCCUCCGGCCGUCCCCGAGCAUCCCCAGCGGCGUGCUGGCCAAAAAGGAGAAGGACAUCGAAGCCCGCCUCACCCGCAUCCAGAACAAGUACAGCUACUUCCAGCCCUGCAUCCAGGUGGAGAUUGAGCACGAUGACCCCAAGAAUGUCCGUGAGAUCUUCCUGCGAGGUUGGAAAAUCGAAGAGAAAAUGCUGGGCAUCUUGAGCAAGUGCCUGCCCACCCUCGCCAACCUGCAGGCCGUGCACCUCUGGAAAGUCGGCCUGACGGACCUGCUGCUCCCCUCGCUGAUUGCUCUCCUGACGAGCUGCACCAGCCUUCGGACGCUCAGCCUGGAGGGGAACCCCUUGCCUGAGCACUCCUUCUACAAGCUGAUGGGGAAUGAGAGCACGCUGGCCCACCUCUCGCUGCGCAACAACGACAUCGGCGAUGCGGCUGCCAAGCUCAUCGGACAGAGCCUUUCCACGCUCAGGUCCUCCAACCGGAGCCUGGUCUCCCUCGUCCUCAGCUUCAACCACAUCUCGGACGUGGGAGCAGGCUACAUUGCGGAGGGCUUGCGCUUGAACCGCUCCCUGCUCUCCCUGUCCCUGGCGCACAACGACAUCGGAGACGCCGGGGCCCUCAGACUCGCGGAGGUCCUGGCUCCCUUCGCGCUGACGCACACCGAAGUGGUGGAGAGGAGGUGGCUGCUCCUGAAGGAGUCCCUGGGACAGCCCCGCAAGAAGCACAGCGAGAUCAAGAUCGACCAUCCCUCGAGCCUGUCCAGCAACAUGGCUGUGGACCGGCUGCCACUAGCCAAGCAGAACAAAACUGUGGCCAAGAAGAAGGUGAGGAGGGUGGGUGGACCCGAAAGCCGCGCGCGCCAAGGGCGUGAAACCGAGCAGCAAGGAGAAGCGGAGCCCGACGACCGACAUGGAGUGCUCCCUCAGGGGCCCGUGUAUGUCCAGGUGCCAGCGCCGGCCGAGACGCUGAACCCGCUGCUGGAGCAGGCCGAGCACCGUGACGGGAAGGUCUUCCUGCCCGGCAACCAGGAGCUCAUCAACCUCAACCUUGCCCACAACCACAUCACAGAGCAAGGCCUCCAGGCCUUCCUGGCCGUCGUGCAGGGGCAGCAGAAGAGAAAGGGGUCGGCAGGGGCCAAGGGGAAGCCAGGGCUGCUGCGCCUGUCGCUGCAGAAGAACUGCUUCCCUCCUGCCUGCAAGGCCUUUGUGCAGCUCCAGGAGCUGAUGCAGCUGCGGGACCCUGUCUCCAAACGCAAGGACAAGGAGGAGGAGCAGGGCGUGGGUGUUUAGCGCAGGGCUGUGCCAGGCCUGGCCCACGGCUGGCCCUCGAGGAACCACACACACACCUACAGGUGAAGAAUAGCUCACUUCUUGCAUUUUUCUUUAAAAAAAAAAUCUUUACCAUCGAAAGGAAGAAAAUAAAACAGAU
Rhea pennata is the source of this 1705-nucleotide messenger RNA. RefSeq names its product leucine rich repeat containing 71 (gene LRRC71). The record is from RefSeq and is a predicted model, not a curated record. The transcript has 15 exons. Bases 1 to 1566 code for a protein of 521 amino acids. Gene Ontology annotation, molecular function: protein binding. NCBI's taxonomy places the organism in Eukaryota, Metazoa, Chordata, Aves, Rheiformes, Rheidae.